Messenger RNA from Plutella xylostella (diamondback moth), 2140 nucleotides. RefSeq names its product sulfhydryl oxidase 2. NCBI's taxonomy places the organism in Eukaryota, Metazoa, Arthropoda, Insecta, Lepidoptera, Plutellidae. Gene Ontology annotation, cellular component: Golgi membrane. Gene Ontology annotation, biological process: protein folding. The record is from RefSeq and is a predicted model, not a curated record. Gene Ontology annotation, molecular function: flavin-dependent sulfhydryl oxidase activity; protein disulfide isomerase activity.
GGCUAGUGUGGCUGUGGAUUGUGGCGGUCGUGGCCUGCCGAGUGCCUAUCGUUUUAUAUUUGGAUAUUUAUCUUAAAGUAAUGGCGUGACAAAUACUGUAAUUUGUAUAGAUGUCGGAUACUGUAACUGUUUAUUAAAGUUGUGAAACAUCGGCUUCCCGCGUUAAUCUAAGUGUUAUUUUUGAUGUUGUAGUGUUGAAUUAUAUCUGUUACCUGGAUACAAAAGUGAUAACAAUGACCUGCCUCCUAUUAUUCGCGCAGAGUCUCGCAGUUUCCAUCCUGCUCGUCGCCGGCGCUGCUAUUGAUAACGGUGACCCGGAUGAACAAGGAUUGUACAGUAAGGCCGACCAGGUCACUAUACUGACCAACCAGAAUUUUGAUAAUCAUGUUUACGGCCAGAAUCAUGCCUUACUUGUACAGUUUUACAACAGCUACUGUGGUCACUGCAGAGCAUUUUCGCCAAAGUUUAAAACUCUCGCCCAAGAUAUACGCUUUUGGAAGAAUGUGAUUCAAUUGGCUGUGAUAGACUGUUCAGUAUUUGAGAAUGGUGAAACUUGCCGUAAUUUCGAAGUUACUGCCUACCCAUCGUUACGGUACAUGCAUCCCCAUUAUGUUAAAGAAAAUAGCAAUCUUGGAGAGCCAAUGAGGCAAGCUGAGACUGCAGACAAACUCAAGGAAGUCAUUGUGAAUAAAUUGAUUUCAGAACAAGGUAUUGGCAAUCUGAGAAAUGUUCCACCAUUAAAUAUCUUGCCGUAUAGCAGCUAUGAGAUGGCUUUAAGAGAUGUAUCGGAGGAUGUAACUAAUACAUUCCUGGUUUUUGAGAAUGAGAACUCUACAAUGGGGCCUGAACUGAUUCUUGACACCAAUGAUUACCUUCAUAUCAGAGUUAAGAGAGUACUUGAUAUAAGUGAGUUAGCACAAAAAUCUGGGGCAAAACAGUUCCCCACAUUAGUAGCUCUAAAAAAUGCUGUAGAUGUAAUCCCAAUAACUCCUAAAGUUGUGACAAGAAGAAAUUUAUUGAAAGCCAUUAACAACUAUCUGAAGUCCGAAAACUAUGUCUUCCCUGAUAGGCAGGGUGACACUGGUGACUCUCCCACAGAUGAACAUGCAGAUAAUAACAUAAGUACUGCAGACACUGUGUUCUAUUCUGAUUUAGAAAAGACCAUACAAACUAUUUUACAUUCCGAAGUCCCAAGAUACAAAACACUUACUGGAGAGCCACUGCAAGCAAUCUUGAACUUUUUAACAAUAAUGAUAGAGAUAUUUCCCUUCAGGGGGAAUGGUAGAGAAUUCUUUGUGGAGUUGCAUGACAUACUUUCAAAGCAUCAAGUAUGGUCUGGCAAUGAUGUGGCAGAUUUAAUCACUACUUUAGAAAGCAAACACUACCCAGUAUAUGUUUCAAACUUGGAAUAUGUUGCAUGCAGAGGAAGCCAAGCCAAGUACAGAGGCUACUCCUGUGGUCUGUGGACAUUGUUCCACACACUGACUGUCAACGCAGCUCAGCAACCCGGCACCAAAGGUCCUCAGGUUCUGAGAGCUAUGCAUGGCUACAUAAAAAACUUUUUUGGAUGCACUGAAUGCUCUGAACAUUUCCAAACAAUGGCAGCCAAGAAUCAGAUAUUUGACGUCAAAGAAAAUGACAAAGCAGUGUUAUGGUUGUGGGUUUCUCACAAUGAAGUUAAUUUAAGACUAGCAGGAGAUUUGACUGAGGACCCGUACCACCCUAAGAUUCAAUUCCCCAGUCCAACAAAGUGCCCGAAGUGUCGCCAGGCGAGGGGUCAGUGGAACCUCUCUGCUGUCUACGAGUACCUACAGCAGAUCUACGGAGCAGCCAAUAUCCAGAGCCAGCACAGCAAUGCAGCGCAACGUGGACCCAGCCUCUUCUCAAACCUAGACAUUGGGAUGCUAAGCCUUCUCGCAGUCCUUCGCUACUGGUUAACUGCCGGAUUAUGAGUAGGAUGAGGUACAUGCAGGGCUAGAAUAAGCAGCCGGAUCACUCCUUUAGAACAAGAUAGUUGGUCAAUUAAGUUUAGGCGCUAUAAACCAGUUAGGGCUUGUGUUUAAGUAAAUUGCACUUUAAAAUAUGUAUACUGGAGCGUCCUAUCAUAAGCAAUAAACCAACAAGAAAGAGUAUCACAAUA